GAGGGAUUUUUUAAAAAAUUAAUUAGAGACAAAGAAAGAGGGAAGUGGGAAGUGGGGUCCACUUAUUUGAACUGAUUUUCUUUUCUUUUUGUAUUUUCUCGAGAAAGUUCUCUCUCCUCAGACAGGCCUAUAUGAUAUCCUACUACGCUCCUCUUCCUCCUCUUCCUCCUCAACUCAACGGCUUUAAUUUGAAUAUCUUUCCUUUUCCCCAUUUAUUUACUCAUCUUAACCAUUCUAAUUCACUUCAUUUCAACAUAACACUCUUCUUCUUCUUCUUCUUUUUCGUUCAGAGUUGGUUUUUGAUUCAUCCAUGUUGUGUUAAGUGAAAAGAUUGAGCCAGCUCCCCUUUACAUCAUGGCAUCUGUGAAUCCAUUUUUCGAAGAUAUGCGAACAAAAUCCGAGGUUAUUGAUCCUCCUCAAAGUGAAGAUAUGCUUGAUGUUGGUGAAAUUCUGAAUGAUUCUCCACAAAAUAUAGGAAAGCCUAAUGUAGCUGUUACAAGCAGUGUCCGCGAUCUUUUGGAGUGCCCUGUUUGCUUAAAUGCAAUGUACCCUCCAAUUCAUCAGUGUUCAAAUGGUCACACGUUAUGUUCUGGUUGCAAGCCAAGAGUUCAUAACCGGUGUCCCACCUGCAGGCAUGAACUCGGGAACAUUCGAUGUCUUGCUUUAGAGAAAGUUGCUGCAUCUCUUGAGCUUCCAUGUAAAUAUCAGAGUUAUGGUUGCAUUGGUAUAUACCCUUAUUACAGCAAGUUGAAGCAUGAGUCUCAAUGCAUUUACAGACCAUACAAUUGCCCAUAUGCUGGAUCAGAAUGCACUAUUGUUGGUGAUAUCCCUUCUCUUGUAGCCCAUUUAAAAGAUGAUCACAAAGUUGAUAUGCAUAAUGGCUGCACUUUUAAUCAUCGCUAUGUCAAAUCAAACCCGCAGGAGGUUGAAAAUGCAACCUGGAUGUUAACGGUUUUCAGCUGUUUUGGCCAGUAUUUUUGUCUGCAUUUUGAAGCUUUCCAGCUCGGUACAGCUCCCGUCUACAUAGCUUUCCUUCGGUUUAUGGGUGAUGAUGUUGAGGCAAAGAGUUAUAACUACAGUCUUGAAGUGGGUGGACAUGGGAGGAAGAUGGUAUGGCAGGGGAUUCCAAGAAGCAUUAGGGACAGUCACCGAAAAGUUCGUGACAGUUUUGAUGGUCUCAUUAUCCAACGAAAUAUGGCUCUCUCCUUCUCUGGGGGAGACCGGAAAGAGUUGAAGCUUAGGGUGACUGGUAGAAUUUGGAAAGAACAGUAACUGAAAUUUCUCAUUUCAUCUUAGUUAGUUACUAGUUAGUAGGUUAGAAACAAGUGUUUGUACUAGUCAUGUGUUUUUAGAAUUAAGAAGCAAACUCUCUUUGCUUCUCCUUCUCCAUCUAUUAUGAAAAUGCAUGAGUGAGGAGAAGGUAUUCCUUUUACAUCCUCUUUAUAUGUUAUGAGUAAUGAUAUGUGCAUACAUAUACAUAAUGAUAUGUACAUAUGAUUACUCUAUAUAUAUAUUAUAUUAAUGUAGAUGUUAAAUUAAUUGUUUUCUAGUCCAAUGUAUGUGUAUGUGUUUCAUCUUUGUGUAAUGUAUUUUAAACAUUGAGAAGUGCUAGAACUGUGUUAAUUUAAUGUUAUUAUGCUUUUGUUUAAA
Molecule: messenger RNA, 1650 nt
Organism: Cannabis sativa
Lineage: Eukaryota; Viridiplantae; Streptophyta; Magnoliopsida; Rosales; Cannabaceae
Product: E3 ubiquitin-protein ligase DIS1
Exons: 4
Coding region: 355-1272 (305 amino acids)
Biological process (GO): ubiquitin-dependent protein catabolic process; multicellular organism development
Cellular component (GO): cytoplasm
Molecular function (GO): protein binding; zinc ion binding; ubiquitin protein ligase activity
Source: RefSeq, a predicted model, not a curated record